Molecule: messenger RNA, 585 nt
Organism: Condylostylus longicornis
Lineage: Eukaryota; Metazoa; Arthropoda; Insecta; Diptera; Dolichopodidae
Exons: 3
Coding region: 1-585 (194 amino acids)
Cellular component (GO): nucleus
Source: RefSeq, a predicted model, not a curated record
AUGAAUCCAUGUAUAAAAAUUACAAACAGAAAACAAUUUGAAUGUUUGGUUGCAUGUAUGGCAGAAAACGUUUACUUGGCUAGAAAUGUUAUGCCAAAUAAAGACGAUUAUAGGAAAAUUUGGAAAAGUAUUUCAGAUAAGCUUAACAGCUUAGGAUCACCCAUAAAAACAAUGUCGGAGUGGCAGAAGGUAUGGACAGAUAUGAAAUUAAAAGUAAGGAAAAAAAUAGGUGUCAAUAAAAAAGAAUUGAAGGCAACCGGGGGUGGGUUGAAUAAAUUAUAUGAAUUCACUUCUUUAGAAGAAGAAAUUGUAAGAAUCUUGCAACUGGAUAAAGUAGCAAAUUCAGGUGGAGAAAUUUUUGGUCUAGAAGAGGACGUACAACGAGAUAUCUCAUCUGAAAUGGUCACAGAAAUAAUUGACAUUUCUAGCAGCAACAAUGAGAGUUUAUUUGAAAUGUUGGCAGACCAAAUGUUAUCAAAUGUAACAGCCAAUGUCUUAACUGAAGUUGAAGAUUAUAACAACAAAAGCAAUAAAAAUAUUAAUGAUGAUAAAUUGAUGGUUUCACUGAAGAUGAUCGUACUGUAG